AUGUUGUACCUUCACGAUAGAAAUGUCCUGCCACCCGUGUGUGAUGGAGAUGUUCUGCCCAUGCCACUCUCGAUCUUUAACGACGAUGUCCUAAAAGUGACACGAAUCGGAAAGGUUGGUGAAGAUCGUACGAUCUCACGCGGCUGGAAAUCAGAUUUGGUCUCCUAG
Sphenostylis stenocarpa is the source of this 168-nucleotide messenger RNA. The record is from the annotation of a GenBank genome assembly. NCBI's taxonomy places the organism in Eukaryota, Viridiplantae, Streptophyta, Magnoliopsida, Fabales, Fabaceae.